UGCAGGUAAGGUUUUGUCAUGGAACCUGUUGUUCUGCAAAUGCACACACAUGUGAGCUGCAAAGCAAUAAAAAGGGACUCUGAGUGAAGCAGACAGACAGACAGCUCAGCCGGACCCGCGAGAACGCCUGAGAGACACCAAGACGACAGACAACAUGGUGAUGAUGAAGAACUCCAUAAUCAUGGCGACCUGCCUUCUGCUUCUGUCGUCCCUCGCUCUUCAGUCUUAUGCCAAUUCCUUUGGCCCAGAUGAAUGCUGCUUCAAGUUCUAUCCGAAGAAGCUGCAACAGUCGCGGGUGGUGGGUUUCCGAUACACAGAUGCUCUUUGUCCCAUGGAGGGUGUGCUUUUUACAAUGAAAGCUGGUAAAGAGAUCUGUGUCGACGCAACCCAGCAGUGGGUGAAGAACAUCAUCAAGUCCAAGGAGAAGAACCAGGCUAAAGGAGCGACCAACUCCACCACCACACUGUCCCAGUAACCCUACCGACCUCAAUGUUCACUGAGCCAAGUCAAGAUGCUGGUGGAAAUAUUUAUCUUAAGCUCUCUGUGCACUGAUAAUUCUAUUAAUAUCUAUAUCUAUAUAUUUUUCAAUAAAUGCAAAAA
Molecule: messenger RNA, 600 nt
Organism: Poeciliopsis prolifica (blackstripe livebearer)
Lineage: Eukaryota; Metazoa; Chordata; Actinopteri; Cyprinodontiformes; Poeciliidae
Product: monocyte chemotactic protein 1B-like
Exons: 3
Coding region: 155-475 (106 amino acids)
Biological process (GO): positive regulation of ERK1 and ERK2 cascade; monocyte chemotaxis; lymphocyte chemotaxis
Cellular component (GO): extracellular region
Molecular function (GO): chemokine activity; CCR chemokine receptor binding
Source: RefSeq, a predicted model, not a curated record